UGAUUGUAAAUUUUAUGAGUCAAAUUAUUUUCAAGCAUUUAAAAUUUUGCAGCUAGGGUAUGCAGAACGUAGUUCUCAUAAGAUGAUCACUUAUUUACUCCUUUUGAUAUAACUGUAAAGGAGUAUUAGCCUAAACUUCCAACAUGUCUGAUUUAUUCAAGUCAGCGUUUGGUUAUUUCAGCAGCAACUCAACCACUGGACAAGAAAAUGAUUUUGUUGGACAAACAGUUGAAGUAGGAAAUGUCAAACUUCGGGUGAAGAAAGUGAUUGCUGAAGUAUUUGUGUUGCAGAGGUUGAUGGCUCCAGAUGAGGAAACCAGUAAGAAGAUUGUUCAAGAAGUCAACGUUCUCAAAAAACUUUCUGGUCACCCGAACAUCAUUCAGUACAAUUCGACUGCUUUCGUAGAUAAGAAUCAAUCUGGUCAUGGCAUGGCUGAAUAUUUGUUGGUUACCGAAUUGUGUACUGGUGGAAGCUUGGUAGAUGUCCUAAAUACAAGGACUUCUGCUCUGCCACCAGAAACUGUGUGCAAAAUAUUUUGGCACACAUGUCAAGCUGUUCAACAUAUGCAUUCUCAGAGUCCACCGAUUGUGCACAGAGAUCUAAAGAUAGAGAACUUGCUUCUAGGCACUGAUGGCAAUUUGAAACUGUGCGAUUUUGGAAGUGCAACAACACAAAUAUUUCAGCCAGACAACAGUUGGUCUGCACAACAACGCGCAAUGCUAGAAGAUGAGAUGAAUAGAUGCACAACACCAAUGUAUAGAGCCCCAGAAAUGGUUGAUACAUGGAAUAAUUAUGUUAUUAGUACUCCUAGUGAUGUAUGGGCACUUGGAUGUCUUCUUUAUGUUUUGUGUUAUAUGAAGCAUCCUUUCGAAGACAGUGCAAAACUAAGGAUCUUGAAUGCCAAUUAUACUCUUCCUCCAAAUGAUUCAAGAUAUUCGGACUUCCACCCUUUAAUAAGAGGUUGCCUACAAGUCGAUCCACAAAAACGGUUGACAGUGUUUGACUUGCUCGAACGGCUUGCAGCGAUUGCGGAAGUUCGAGGAAUCAAUGUUCGCGAGCCUCUCGGAAUUGAGGGAAAGAAAAUCAAUACAAAGCCUGGUACAUAUAUCAGUUUGUCGCAACUGAGAUUUGGGCCUCUAUCAGCAGUGAAUAACGGCUCUUCUACGCCACCUCAGUCGGUCGGUAAUGUCACAUCAGCCAGUCCGCAGCAUCAGCCUGCCAAUGCGCAUGCGCAGCCUCUCACCAAUCACAAUCAUCAGCCCCCGCCCCCUCAUCCUCCACCACCGCAAAGGCCGCCGCCAGUUAUGCCUGCUGCUAUGAACGCAGGUGGUGGUGGAGGAGGGGGAGGAGGAGGUCUCUUCUCAUCAAUAAAAGGUGGUGCGGGCAGCUUCCUCAAAAAUUUGAAAGAUACUUCCAGCAAAGUGGUUCAAUCUGUGCAACAAAGUAUGGCUCGAAGUGAGGUGGACAUUUCCUACCUGACCUCUCGAUUAGCUGUGAUGCCUUUCCCUGCCGAAGGCCUUGAAGUUACAACGAAAAGUAAUUACGCUGAAGACGUCAAAAUAUAUUUGGAAACACAUCACAAUGGCACGCAAUACUGUGUUUACAAUGUUUCCGGCCGUUCAUAUCCAUCUAGUAGAUUAGGCAGAGGCCGAGUAGUUGAUUGUGGCUGGGGUGGUGCACUGAAGCGAGCUCCUCCCUUACAUGCUUUAUACAAGUUAUGUCAGGAUAUGUACGAGUUCUUAGAAAUCCAUCCAAAGAAUAUUUGUGUAGUCCAUUGCAACGAUGGAAAAGCUAGUUCAGCAGUUUUGGUUUGUGCGUUCCUAAUGUUUAUUGGUUUAGUUCAAAAUCCUGAAGAUGCAGCUCAACUAUUCGCUGUAAAGAGAAUGCCUCCGGGAUUCCAGCCUUCUGAACUGAGGUAUCUCCAUUACUUGUGUGAUGUUUUGCGCUCCCCGCCAUUCAGUCCACAUUUUCAUCCACUAAAACUGGUAUCAAUCACAAUGCAGCCUGUUCCACUCUUCAAUAAAGUCAGAGAUGGAUGUCGACCUUAUGUAGAAGUUUAUCAAGGUGAUGAAAGAGUGUUAACUACUCAGCAGGAGUAUGAGAGAAUGGGAUUAUUCAAUAUCACCCACGGAAAGUUUUGUCUACUGAUACUGAACGAACUGGAUGACCUAUCCGAAGGUGAACAUUAUCAAAGUGAUAAAUUUUCUGUGAUAAUCUGCCUUGAAAUGCUGCAAUCGGUUGGCAGUCCUCCAACGCCUUGGGCCAAUCAUGAUAAGAACACUUACUCCACAAAUAUUGUCUUUUCGUCCGAUAUGGAGGCCGAAGAAACCCGUGAAAGCUUCGUACCGAAAAAAGUAGCACCAAAAAGGCCCGGACCCCCUCCAAGACCGGGUCCUCCAGCUCGACCUGUCCCUCCUCAACCCUCCAACAGGACAAACCCCUCCGAAGUCGACAACCAACAAACAUUUAUGAAACGCGAGGAAGAAGAAAAUCUGUUGGAAGACGUGGAACGGGAAGCCGACCUGUUGAACCUGUCUCUUAAUGAGCCGUCUGUGAAUAGCAACAAUACCAGUGGGAUGAAACCGGCAGGCAGCAACGUGGAUCUGCUGAUGGGAGGCGUCAGACCGGAACCGGCCAUAUUUAGCAUGGACGACACCGGCAACGACAAUGGUAACGGCACGACAACGGCCGACCUACUCGGCGGAUUCGGACAGUUUGUCGGCAGUGCGCCUGCCGCCGCCGCAACCGACCCGCUCAACUUUGAUCCGUUCGGAUCGGCUGCUAACAUCAAGGGUGACUCACUGAAACCCAAGUUGGCAGUCGACGAUAACCAUUUGCUGGGUGGAGGAAGCUGGCAGCAGGCGAACAUCCCUCGAAAUGCCAGCACGCCCAAUCUGGCACGAGAUCCAUUUGCUGAUUUAGGAAACCUUGGUAGCAACCUGAAAACGUCAGCUAGUCCAAGCAUAUCUCCUCAGCAUAGACCUUCCAGCUGGACCCCCCACCCUCUCACCACGCCAGCUGGUAGUCCUGUGAGAAAUGCAAAAUCUCCAUGUGAGCCAAAUUACGGUAGAUGUCACUUUGAUAGUGCGUUUAAAACAGCAGAGCCGACAGCUAAACAACCGCCCACAAAGUCGGCUGACGUAUUUGGAGACUUGCUGGGCAGCCAGGGCUAUCAGUUUUCAUCGAAAAAAGACGGAGGACCCAGAACGAUCAAUGAAAUGCGCAAAGAAGAGCUUGCUAAGGAUAUGGAUCCUGAUAAGCUCAAGGUGUUGGAAUGGAUCGAAGGCAAGAAGAACAACAUUCGCGCGCUGCUGUGCUCGAUGCAUACUGUGCUGUGGGAGGAGGCCAACGCCAAGUGGAGGUGCGAGAUGCACCAGCUUGUGACGGCAGCUGAUGUCAAGAAGGCGUACAGGAGAGCUUGUAUUGCAGUCCAUCCCGAUAAGCACAUGGGAACUCCGAAUGAGAAUAUAGCCAAGUUGAUAUUUGUGGAGUUGAACAACGCAUGGAGUGACUUCGAGAACGAUGCCAGUCAGCAGAAUAUGUUUCAGGCCGCUUAAAUUAUUAUACUAUACUAUUUUCCUAUAGGCUCCGAACUUAGCCUAGUCAACUGUUAUUCUAUUAUUAGGUGGUUAUUCCAUUCGUAUUUAGGCAUUCAAUACGACAAAUUUAUUUUCGGUCAUUUAGCUUUAAUAGUUUUAAUUUAGUUAUUGAAGUUAAGUUACCUGAGUUUUAUAUUUUUAUAUUGAUUAUAUCUGCAAAACGAGUUGCGUUAAACUUGGUUACUAACCAUGCAAAUGCUAUUACAUUGAAAUGAGGUCUCUUAUUUGAAGAUAUAGAAACAUUUCAACAACAUAUUCAUUUGUUUCUUAUAGCAAAAAUAUUCAACUCAAACGCAGUGACAUUUUCAGACGAUUAUUGUCCUUUCUUAAUAUUCUAGGUACCUAGGCUGCCAAGUGCUUAACUUUCUUGGUAAUAUAUCAAAUAUAACCUCUAUAUAUCUUAGCCUAAAAUCUGAAGUCUGGGAUAGGAAAACAUAGUGAAGAAGUCUAGUUAUAUUUUUAAUACGUUCUUAAUCUUCUAUCACUAUUUGUUCACUUUUAGUUUUAUCCAUUUAUGUAGAACUUGAGGAAACAUUAUAUAGUAAAAACUAUAAUAAAUAGGAGACGUCUCGGAGAUCAUCCAACUUUAUCAGUUUCUUCUCAACUUAUGACUGCUUACCAAAAGUCUGUAAAGGAGUGUGAAAAUGAAUGCCUUUGAUGAAUCGCCGUUGCUUGGCAAAAAUCGGUUGAAUAUUUUUUUUUAUUUUGGUACAAUAUUAUACGAGUUGAGUUGAGACUGGAGAGUUCAUUGUUUUAUUUAAUUUCAUCAGUUUAUUACAAGGCAUUUUUAACUACAAUUUUCAUUUUUUUAAAUAACAAUUGAAAUAAUUGAUAAUUCCAUUUUAUUUAAAUUUAGGGCGAUUCUGUUUUUCAUUUUAACUUUCAUUUGGUCGCCAUGAAUCAUCGUAUGGUUUUCAAAGAAUAACAUAAGCACAUUAUAGAUUGAUUAUUCUAUACUGAUUAUUAUGAAGAUUCGCCUAAGUUGUUUUAACAUUCUUGAUGGGAAAAAUUAUGAUGAGGCUGCAAAUAAAACAUCUCACGAAAUAAUGCAUAUGUUUUUCAAAAAAUGAUGAUGCCUAUAUAAAUAUAGUGAGACACACGUUUUAAAGUCAGUGGAAAUGAUAGAAUGACAUUGUUGUCACUUUCCCUUUUAUUGUAGGUAGCUGUGAUUCAAGUUUCCCAAGAUAUUUAAUCUAAUAUCAAUUU
This is a messenger RNA of Nilaparvata lugens (brown planthopper), 4805 nucleotides long. RefSeq names its product cyclin-G-associated kinase (gene aux). Gene Ontology annotation, biological process: protein phosphorylation; positive regulation of Notch signaling pathway; regulation of clathrin-dependent endocytosis. Gene Ontology annotation, molecular function: protein serine/threonine kinase activity; AP-2 adaptor complex binding; ATP binding. Gene Ontology annotation, cellular component: cytoplasm. The coding region runs from base 144 to 3557 and encodes 1137 amino acids. NCBI's taxonomy places the organism in Eukaryota, Metazoa, Arthropoda, Insecta, Hemiptera, Delphacidae. The record is from RefSeq and is a predicted model, not a curated record. The transcript has 24 exons.